Molecule: messenger RNA, 1269 nt
Organism: Paramecium tetraurelia
Lineage: Eukaryota; Ciliophora; Oligohymenophorea; Peniculida; Parameciidae
Exons: 8
Biological process (GO): intracellular signal transduction; protein phosphorylation
Cellular component (GO): cytoplasm; nucleus
Molecular function (GO): protein serine/threonine kinase activity; ATP binding
Source: RefSeq, a predicted model, not a curated record
AUGGACACCAGCACUAAUUAUGAUUAAUAUGCUUAAAAGGCAUACUCUGCAAAUGUAUUUAAAGUGGAUGAAUCUGAAUUUAUUAUAGAAAAGAGAUACAAGCCAACAUAAUAGCUUGGAAGUGGUGCAUAUGGUGUGGUGAUUGGCUGCGAAGAUACAAAAGCAGCUAGUUCAGAAUAAAAAAUGGUGGCAAUAAAAAAGAUUGAAAGGACAUUCGAACAUCGGUUUUAUGCUAAAAGAACAUUACGAGAGUUAAAGAUCUUGAGAAACCUAAGGCAUGAAAAUAUAGUCAAUCUAAUCACCCUUCAAUUACCAAAAUCAAGAAAACACUUUUACGAUAUUUAUUGUGUUACAGAAUUAUUGGAUACUGACUUAAAACGGGUAAUUGAUAAAGAACAUGCUAAAUUGAAUUAAGAUCACUUUAAAUUGUUUUUGUAUCAAAUUCUCAGGGCCUUAAAAUACAUGCAUUCAGCCAAUAUAUUGCACCGAGAUCUUAAACCAACAAAUCUGUUACUAAAUAAAUAAGAUUGCAUGCUCAAAGUCUGCGAUUUUGGAUUGUCAAGAGCACUGUUAUAGACAACAAAAACAUAAUAACAAAACCCAAAUAUCAUGACAGAUUAUGUUGAAACCAGAUAUUACAGAGCUCCAGAAUUAUUGUUAGGACUUAAAACCUACACUUAGGCAGUGGAUAUAUGGAGUGUUGGAUGCAUAUUUGCAGAAAUAGUAAGAGGCAAAACAUUAUGGAGAGGAUAAAAUUCUAAGCAACAAAUUAAAAUGAUUUUUGAAACCGUAGGAACUCCUUCAAAAACUAAGAUUAUGCAAGUAUAAGAUACCUUCGUCUCAUCUAAACUUAUUGAAUUAGUAUCAGAAUUAGGUACUCUCGAAAAGGUUCCUUGGGAUAAAGUUGUUAAGGGAUUACCACCUGAAGGAUAUGACCUUCUUGAGAAAUUAUUAGAAAUUGAUUACAAGAAAAGAAUCACAGCUGCUGAAGCCUUAAAGCAUCCUUACUUAAAGGAAUUGCAUAAUCCAAACGAUGAGCCAACAAGAUCUCCAGUAUCCAAUAUGGAGUUUGAAUUUGAAAUGUAUGAGUUUACUAAUGAGUAACUCAAAGAUAUGAUUUACGAGGAAAUUCUUUUGUACCAUUUUCCUGAUUUUAAGAAGUAAUAUGAAGACAAGAUUGUCAAUAAUUAAAGUGUCAUAAGUCAUAUUAUGAAGGGGGAGAGUGCCAAAAUAAUUGAUCCUGAAGCAGAUGAUGAUUAUCCCAUUUGA